Baudoinia panamericana UAMH 10762 is the source of this 2673-nucleotide messenger RNA. RefSeq lists its product as uncharacterized. Gene Ontology annotation, molecular function: DNA-binding transcription factor activity, RNA polymerase II-specific; zinc ion binding; DNA binding. Gene Ontology annotation, cellular component: nucleus. The transcript is spliced from 2 exons. The coding region runs from base 1 to 2673 and encodes 890 amino acids. Gene Ontology annotation, biological process: regulation of DNA-templated transcription; DNA-templated transcription. NCBI's taxonomy places the organism in Eukaryota, Fungi, Ascomycota, Dothideomycetes, Mycosphaerellales, Teratosphaeriaceae. The record is from RefSeq and is a predicted model, not a curated record.
AUGGCCGCCCAGGACGAUCUGUCACCCGACGAUAGCUACUUCAACGAUCUCUCGCAACAGCUACCGCCAGAGCAAGAAAGCGCGGAGGGACGGAGAGGCUCGCAAGACGACAACUCGCAGGUCCCAAAGCCGAAGAGGAUCGCUUGUGUGCUGUGUCGCAAAAGGAAGUUGAAAUGCGACGGCGGCAAGCCAUCGUGCGGGACCUGCACCCGGCUCGCGCAUGACUGCUCGUACGAUGAGGUGAGGCGCAAGAGCGGGCCCAAGCGAGGGUAUGUCAAGGCGCUUGAGGCUCGUCUGGCGCAAGUGGAGACUAUGUUGAAGACGAAGGACGACGAUCCUAAAUCGGCCAAACAAAAUGGCACGAACGGCGCUUCGCUACAUUCAAUGCAACAGACCAAUAUGGCACCGGAGUCAGAAGAUAUCGUCAUUGGCUCUGGCAACCGCGACUUCAUGCCACAUACGGAGCGGGCUGCCAACCAACAUGACGGACCGUCGCAAGCACAGUAUCCGCACGCGGCUCUCCAUGCAGCCAGCAACAAUGACUCUGCCCUACCUUCAGAGGAGCCUUUUCCGUGGGAAAUGAUAGGCUUGGGUCUGGACGAGCCUUUACCGACUCAGGACGUUAUCAACGAGCUCAAUCAGAUUUACUUCGAGAAGAUACAUCCUUCUGUGGCCAUGAUCCAUCGACCAAGAUACUACGCGGCGAUGAACCUCGCGCCCCAUAUGCGGCCGCCUAUAUGCUUGCGUUAUGCGAUGUGGUGUAAUGCAGCCUCAGUGACUGACAAAUACGAAGCGCUACAAGAGCACUUUUACCACCGUGCUCGGAAGUACAUUCAGCAGGAUGAGAUGAAAGGGCACGGUGAAAGCAUGAUCACUGUCGCACAUACUCAGACCUGGGCGCUGUUGGCAACCUAUGAGUUCAAGCUCAUGUUCUUCCCACGCGCUUGGAUGUCAGCUGGUAGAGCUUGCCGGUCGGCGCAGAUGAUGGGUUUGCACCGCUUAGACGGGGUCGGUCUGGACGUGAAGCAAUGUCUACCGCCACCCAAAGACUGGACAGAGCGGGAAGAGAGAAGGCGGACAUUUUGGAUGACAUUCUGCGUAGACCGCUACUCGAGCAUCGGCACUGGAUGGCCAAUGACAAUAGAUGAGAAGGACAUCAUGACCAACCUGCCUUCCGAGGAGAGUCAGUAUGAUCUAAGCAAGCCAGGGAGGACCAUGACGCUAGAAGAAGCGCUUGAGCCGAACGGUGCACCUAGACUGUCCGGAUUUGCUGGUGUGAUCUUAAUGUCAUGUCUUUUCGGGCGCAAUCUCACGCAUCUACAUCGGCCUGAUCCCGACGACAAUGACGAGGAUCUCAACGGUGGGUUUUGGAAGCGACACCGUACAAUGGAUAAUAUACUCCUCAACACUGCGCUGGCUCUGCCUGACACGCUUCGGCUGCCAGGGGGCCUCAACGAUCCUAACAUCGUCUUCUUGAAUAUGAACAUACAUACUUCGACCAUCUGCUUGCACCAAGCCGCGAUCUUUAAGGCCGACAAGAAUCGUAUGCCCGCCAAAAUCUCCGCAGAGAGCAAAGUCAGGUGCAUCACAGCCGCUGCUGAGAUUGCGAGUAUCAUGCGGCAGAUUAGCCAUCUGGACCUAUCGUCGAUGAACCCAUUCAUCUCCUUCUGCUUGUAUGUCUCGGCUCGUGUUUUCGUACAGUAUCUGAAGUCGAGGCCGAAAGAUACGCAAGUCAAAGCUUCACUGCAAUUUCUGCUGUCCGCAAUGCACGCUAUCAAGCGUAAGAAUCCGCUUACAGAGUCCUUCCUUGUGCAGCUGGACGUUGACCUUGAGAGCGCUGGCUUGGAAGAUUCACGCAGUCUCCGCGCGGCUGUGCUCCGGCAGCCCAGCCUGCCAGAUCGCUUCGAAGGCUGUCCGACGGCGCAUAUAAUGCCAACUGUGCCAACUUACAUGAAGCAUACCUACGGAGAUCAAGGCCUUAGCAUGUAUAACGAUCCCCAGUCGAACACGCACAUGGUUCCGCCGGUGACGACGGACACUACCGCUUUUGGCUAUGCGACGACAGAAAUGCCGGACUACAUAGGAAGUGCGACAUCUUUCGAGCUACCAAACCGGCAACGAACGCCGGGCUCGAUGCAAGGCUCUACAUAUCGCAGUCCGCAAUCCAACAACAAUGGCGAGAUGGAUACCAGCCCUGACGGUAGUAACACUGACCAGCGUACUCCGGAGUCGUCAGGUGUGGGUCAGCAGAACUCUUCCUCACGGACGUCAAAUACGGGGUACUCGCCACAGAACCAGCAACAGCAGCAAGACUCAAACAGCAAGAAGUCGCAGCACAGCAAGCUUCAUGGGAUCUUCGAACACGCUAACCUUGGUUUUACUGCGGACUAUGAUAUGCACAACUUCGCAGCCGUGACAGCAGAGUCGCAACAGCCUGGGUUUGUAUUUCCGCAAGAAUGGGGCUCAGGCAGUACUGGCUUGACUCCUGCGGCCACUGGGAUGGUUAACGGCGCAUCGGGCAUGACACCUGGUGCGCUUAACGACGUGAUGGGUAUGAGUGAUGCGGAUUGGAAUCAAAUGAUGGAAUCACUGAACAACAGCGAUGUGAAUUGGACAGCGGGGUUUCCGCAUGACUCGAGCAUGCCGGAGAUGAUCAAUGGGCGACGUGUGUAG